Molecule: messenger RNA, 2831 nt
Organism: Ornithodoros turicata
Lineage: Eukaryota; Metazoa; Arthropoda; Arachnida; Ixodida; Argasidae
Gene: Ir25a
Product: ionotropic receptor 25a-like
Exons: 17
Coding region: 106-2625 (839 amino acids)
Biological process (GO): monoatomic ion transport; modulation of chemical synaptic transmission; synaptic transmission, glutamatergic
Cellular component (GO): postsynaptic density membrane; plasma membrane
Molecular function (GO): transmitter-gated monoatomic ion channel activity involved in regulation of postsynaptic membrane potential; glutamate receptor activity
Source: RefSeq, a predicted model, not a curated record
UUUGUCCCGCUGCUAUUCGUGCAAGCAAACAACAUUCACAUAGUUGUGGUGGUGGAGCCCGGCAAUGAUGUGGCCAGGACGAUAAUUCCAGAAGCUCUCAAGAAAAUGGGAAACGUCACUCAUGAAGUAGUACAACUCACGGAGGAAGCUACUGUUAUGAGCUUAUGUUCGCAAGUGUUCGCGACCAGUCCUCCGACGGUGCUGUUGGAUGCAGUUCGGGAGCCCGGCAGUACCAUAAGUCGCUUGUCGACGGUCGUCCGAGAGAUGGCCAGAAAGAUGGGCAUCCCGACGCUAAGCCUAACGUACGGCUGGCACAACGAUUACGAGCUGAGCGGAUGGAACGGUCUGAGACUGCACGAAAAGGAGUACCUGGUACACGUCACACCGCCGGGAGACAUGUACACGCAGGUCAUACGCGACCUGUGCGUUCACAUGGACCUCAACACUGCAGGCAUCCUGUACGACGAGACUGUCAUUAUUGACCACAAGUAUGCUCGACUGUUGGAGAACAUCCCGACGCGGCACAUCAUGAGAAAAGUGGAAGACACGUAUGAAGACUUGGAGAACAAAGCAAGAAUGAUGCACUCGACGGACGUGUCCAACUUUUUCGUACUCGGCACCAGCCGGACACUUAACAACGCGCUCAAGUUGGCACAACGCAGGAAGUGGAACAACAUGCAGUUCGCCUGGUUCCUCGUGUCCAAGGAGAAUUAUUCGCCCAAGUGCGAAGAAUGCAUUAACGUAACUGCACUUGUCAUGAACCCAAUGCCCAGCAACAAGCAGCUGGACGAAGCGACACGGAGAGAUUUUCCGUCGCCCUUCACGGCACAAAUUGACGUAGCCUUCUACGUGGACGUCACCCGAAUGGCGGUACAAGCGAUCACGGAAGGGCCCUUCCCAGUGAAGCUCGAUUACCCACAAUGCUCGGCGGAUCCUGUUAUGACUAGCGCCCACAUCCAGCAACGGUCCGAGAUAUCCUUCCGAACGGCCAUGACUCAGAUGAUGUAUGAAGGCGCCUACGGAAAAGUGAUUCUGCGGGACUCAAAGCACAGCUUCCAGGAGAUCAUCAUGGACUUGUACAGGUUCACAUUCCUCAAGGGACAGCAGCGAACUCCUAAAAAGGUAGCGCGUUGGAAGUACAGCGACCCCACGGGGGUCUUCACCAUCGAGCAAGGAGUGAACCUUAAGUCCUUCGCGGCCGUCACCGUGUUUCGCAUCACUACGAUCGUCCAACCCCCUUUUGUGGUACGGGUGAAUACGUCGGACGGCGAGGAAAAAUUUACCGGCUACUGCAUCGAGCUCAUCGAUGCCAUCAAAGAAAUCCUCAAGUUCGAGUACGUCAUCUAUGAGGUGAAAGACAAGAUGUUCGGCUCGGUCGACAAAACAACCAAGGAGUGGAACGGCAUGAUUCGAGAGCUCGUCGACAAGAACGCAGACAUCGCUCUAGGUCCCAUCUCCGUGAUGGCAGAGCGCGAAACAGUGGUGGACUUUACGGUACCCUACUACGACUUAGUGGGCAUCUCUAUCCUCAUGAAAAAACCGCACGUCAAGCCGUCCCUUUUCAAGUUCCUGACUGUGCUCGAGGCCAAUGUCUGGGGAUGCAUUUUAGCUGCCUACUUUUUCACCAGUUUCCUCAUGUACCUGUUCGACCGACUCAGCCCAUACAGCUACCGGAACAACAAGGAAAAAUACAAAGACGACGAAGAGAAACGGGACUUCAACCUCAAGGAGUGUCUCUGGUUCUGCAUGACCUCGCUGACGCCACAAGGUGGAGGCGAAGCCCCGCGUAAUUUGUCGGGAAGACUAGUGGCCGCUACAUGGUGGCUCUUCGGAUUCAUCAUCAUUGCUUCAUACACAGCCAAUCUGGCUGCAUUCCUCACUGUGUCUCGACUGGAUUCUCCCAUUGAGUCCCUCGACGACCUGGCCAAGCAGUACAAGAUCAAGUACGCGCCGCAGAAGGACACUUCUUCAAUGACUUACUUCGAACGCAUGGCGCAUAUCGAGGACAAGUUCUACGAGAUAUGGAAAAAUAUGUCUCUGGACGAUACUCUAAGCGACGAAGAGCGAGCCAAGUUGGCUGUCUGGGACUACCCAGUCAGUGACAAAUACACCAAGAUUUGGUGGACCAUGAAAGAAGCCAACAUGCCCACUUCCUUCCAGGAGGGCGUUAUGCGUGUUAAGGAAUCCAAGGGUUCACAAGAGGGCUUUGCAUUCAUUGCCGAUUCGACUCAAGUGAAGUACGCGACCAUGACCAACUGCGACCUGGUGUCUGUAGGCAGCGAGUUCAGCCGGAAACCCCUGGCGCUCGCGGUUCAGCAAAACUCUCCACUCAAAGACCAGCUGUCCAGCGCCAUCCUGAAGCUACUGAACCAGCGACGCCUGGAGGGCCUUAAAGAAACCUGGUGGAACAAGAACCCUGCCAAGGUCACUUGCGACGACAGCGAACGCCAGAGUGACGGCAUCAGCAUCCGGAACAUCGGUGGUGUGUUCAUCGUCAUCUUCAUCGGCGUCGUUAUGGCCUGCAUCACUCUUGCUUUUGAAUACUGUUACUACAAGAACCGCAAAGGAAAUUCCAAGGUGGUGGCAGUGAAGGCCUAUUCUGGCGCACCGGGCCUCAAGCGGUGAAGCAGCACCUCCGGGGACUUCUACCUGCAAUAUUAUAGUUUAGCAAGUACGAGCUGAGUCCGUGUCUACUUACUUGUGAAUGAGACCACCAUGAGAACACCCUGCUUUAUGGACACGUAAUUCAGUCGGCGAUUUCGAACAGUGAAAGUGCGUUUUUCUUUCUUUUCUUUUUUUCGUGUUUACACGCUUAAAAAUGAAUUUCACCA